AUGACCUCCACUGACUUUUUGUCCGCAGCUUCAAAUAUUUCAGGUGUGUGGCACCAAACGCAGACAGCUACCCCUGCCUGCCAAAUUGAGGGUUUUAUUAUCAUUUUCUCCAUGACAUCUUCAUUCUUCUGGACCUCUUGUCUCACGAUCCAUUUAUACCUUAUCAUAAUGAACAAGAACCAUCUCAUUUCCACAAGCAAAAAGAUGUUCAUAUUCCACGCAGUAGGCUGGGGUCUGCCGCUAAUUCUUGCGUUUAUUGCCCUCGGAGGUAAUGCGUUAGGGCCUUCGCCGGCUUUGAACAAAAAUGAAAGUUAUAUCAAGCUUACCACGGGUGGAUGGUGCUGGAUCAAAGAUUUCCACGAUGAUAGGAAAACUCUUGCGUGGACGAUGAUGACUUCGAAAUUUUGGGAGCUCUCUUCGUAUCUGCUCAUCACUGUGUUGUGUUUGACAAUUUUCCUGACACUUCGUUUCAAGAUACAAGAAACAGACUCGAUUGGCGAGGACACGUUGGCAGAAGCCAGGAAAGUUGAAAGGCGUAUGAUGUUCAUUCCAAUUGCAUUUAUCCUGCUAAGGAUCUGGGGAACUGUGAGAUAUUUUGCCUUCCUUAGUACGCUCUCAGUUAGAACCAGCGUCCUCAAGAAUAUACCGCUCUAUGCUAUGCAGGGUCUCGGGGACAGCGGCCAAGGAUUCGCAAACAGUAUUUUCUUCGGCAUUUCAAAUAAGCGAGUUUUUGAAUAUUGGAAGUACGUUAUUACAGGUUUCUUUCACGGUUUCUUGUGCUAUAAAUCUGACUCGGAAGACAGCGAACGAACUCCAAUUAUUUAUAGUUUAAACGUUGAUCAAAAGGAACGUGCUAACAACUGCUAAUGUAUCUAUAUUGAAUGGCUUGCACGGUCGGAGUAAUUAGUUUAACGAAUGAUUUUGACCAAAUACAAUUGUAUAUUUGUCACCAUUUCGUAUGAAGAAUAUUUUGAGAGCAGAAUCAUCCAGUUGACUGAAAUUAAUAAAUAAAUAAGUGGGAAAUUAAUUCUUUUUCUAUGGCUUCGGGACUUGGUAUAAAUCUAUAUACCCCUGCACUGUGCUUUAUAUAAAUAGAAUCUGUGUAUUGUAUAUGUAUUGAUCAUUUACAUGUAUAUAUUUCGCUUAAAUCUAAUAUCAACAGAUCUUCGUUUUAUGGUAUGGUAAAAAACUGUUUGAUCUGUGUUCAGUGAAAAUAACUCGAAGUUCAAAGUUUUAUAAUCUAAUGCCACAGACGAGCUACUCAACUGCCCUCAGAAAAUCAGCUGCGUCACGGUGGAAAUUUUUUCGACGUUACUUUCAG
Molecule: messenger RNA, 1321 nt
Organism: Dendronephthya gigantea
Lineage: Eukaryota; Metazoa; Cnidaria; Anthozoa; Malacalcyonacea; Nephtheidae
Product: G-protein coupled receptor 157-like
Exons: 4
Coding region: 1-867 (288 amino acids)
Biological process (GO): cell surface receptor signaling pathway; adenylate cyclase-activating G protein-coupled receptor signaling pathway
Cellular component (GO): plasma membrane
Molecular function (GO): G protein-coupled receptor activity
Source: RefSeq, a predicted model, not a curated record